Molecule: messenger RNA, 1426 nt
Organism: Pararge aegeria (speckled wood butterfly)
Lineage: Eukaryota; Metazoa; Arthropoda; Insecta; Lepidoptera; Nymphalidae
Exons: 2
Coding region: 55-744 (229 amino acids)
Biological process (GO): regulation of transcription by RNA polymerase II
Cellular component (GO): nucleus; transcription regulator complex
Molecular function (GO): DNA binding
Source: RefSeq, a predicted model, not a curated record
GUUAGUCUUGCAUUAUCUUUAUGAAUACAGCGUUUAAAAUUGAUACAUUUAGAAAUGCGCGAGUUUAAAUACGACGUAGUGCAGUUAAUUCACGCGGUAAAAGACCGGCCAUGCCUUUGGGAUAAAACAGCGGAAGUAUACAAGGACCGAGCUGAAAGACGUGCCGCAUGGGAGGAGGUUUUUAGUCUAUUAGAAGAUAACUACGAGGGAAUGUCGUCAGAACAAAAACGAAUCACCGGUGAGCAAAUUCUGAACAAGUGGACAAACAUCCGGGAUACAUUCGUGAAGACUCUCAAACGCUCCAAAAUGGGUAGACCUCGCAGAAAAUAUCUACUGUACGACCACGUAAAAUUCCUCAUCAAAGUUACCAACACGGAGGAAGACUUCAAAGUCGAACUGAGCACUGACGACAUCACAUCCUAUAUGAAAACGGAGAGAGAAAGUCCAAAGGAAAUCCCAAGCACUAGUUCUAGGAAAAGGUCAAAGAAACUGGAAUAUAGUGACGAAGAAGCAAAAAGGAGCCAAGAAUAUGAAAAUUAUGAGAAAUACGAGAAAUAUGAAAAAAUGGAAGCGGAUUUUGCUGAAAUCGACGAAUGUAAUGAUCCGAGGAUUAUGAAUGAGGACGAAGCAUUCUUUGCUUCCCUUCUGCCAUCGGUCGUAAAGUACUCUGAAGAUGAAAGACUGGAGUUUAGGAUUGAGGUGCUGGCUGUUAUGAAGAAAAUCAAGGAGAAGAGGAAUUGGUGAUUUGUGCUAUAUUAUGUAAGACUUAUGGCCAGCACACACUGGGAACGCUAGGCAGAUAAUUCUAUCUUUACCUAACUUUUUUUUAUAUACCAAGCAGAUAGUCCCACUUAUAAACAGAGCGACACUUACAUUGAAGGAGCAUAUCAGGUGAUUGAAUACUUAUUACUGAUUAUUUAGAUGUUGAUAACAAACAGAAAACCUAGAAAAUACCAUACUCUAAGUGCAGUGUAAGCUUAUCUACCUUUGUGUCGCUAUAGUAUCGAAAAAGCGCGUGCGGGUCAUCUCCAAGCGGCCAAUAGGUCGGUUGGGGGUACGGGCCUCGAGGCAACGCCUCCUUAAGCGCCACCUAGUGAUAGUUCGGUUACCAAGUAUUGCCACUAGGUACCUUUGUACGUAUAAAUCGCAGUGAAAUUACACAAAAUCGAAUAGGUAAACUUAGGUAAAUAAUCUCACACUUCCCAGGUAAAAUACAUUUACAGUUAGUUUUACAAACGGUUUUAUAAAGAUUACGUCAUUAUUGUUUUACUACAUAUACAAUGAGAUCUAAUUUGUAGUGUUUGUAAAUGAAAGAUUUAUUUAAUAGAUAAGUUUUUAAUGAUCAUUUUUGUAGCACUUUUAAAAAUAAUGUUUACACAGUAAUCGUUAAUUACUCAAAACACAUUUUGGAUGAAAUAAAAAAAAA